GACGAGGACGAGGAGGACGCCGAGCCCGCUGUCAGCGUCCGUUCAACGCGAUCGAUUUGGUCGUCUCCUUCCGCUUUAUUACCACCACCGCCUUCGAUCUUCUUCUCCGCCAGAGGACGAGGGCGGAUAACCAAAGCGGAGGACGACUACAAGCGCGGGAGGAUGCAGAUAUUCGUGAAAACCCUAACGGGGAAGACGAUCACCCUCGAGGUCGAGAGCAGCGACACCAUCGACAACGUCAAAGCCAAGAUCCAGGACAAGGAGGGGAUACCUCCAGACCAGCAAAGGUUGAUUUUUGCGGGAAAGCAAUUGGAAGAUGGCCGCACCUUGGCUGAUUACAACAUUCAGAAGGAGUCGACUCUUCACCUUGUCUUGAGGCUCAGGGGCGGAAUGAUGAUCAAGGUGAAGACGCUUACUGGGAAGGAAAUCGAGAUCGACAUUGAGCCCACUGACACCAUCGACAGGAUCAAGGAAAGGGUAGAGGAGAAAGAGGGGAUUCCACCUGUGCAGCAAAGGCUCAUCUAUGCUGGUAAGCAGCUAGCUGAUGAUAAGACGGCGAAGGAGUACAACAUCGAGGGUGGUUCUGUCCUCCAUCUUGUGCUUGCCCUGCGGGGUGGCUGGCACAGAGGUUUGUAGGUAUCUUUGGUGGUUCUACCGGUCCAUAUGUGCUAUGCAACCCUCAGAGAAAAUGGAAAAUUCAAAGUUGGAUGUUGUUUGGAAGUAAUUAGCGAAGUAAGUUGGGUCUGGUUAGGCCUUUAACUAGUUUUCCUCGAAAAUAAGAUUAUUGUUCUCAGGAGCAUGAAAUAUUCGGCAAAGUUUGAACUGCUGGUGUGUGUGUGUGUUUAUUCACAUAUUGGCAUUGCCUAUGAAUAUCCAAAAAUGUGCUUUUGAGGUUCA
Messenger RNA from Musa acuminata AAA Group (dessert banana), 897 nucleotides. RefSeq names its product ubiquitin-NEDD8-like protein RUB1. Gene Ontology annotation, molecular function: ubiquitin protein ligase binding; protein tag activity. The record is from RefSeq and is a predicted model, not a curated record. Gene Ontology annotation, cellular component: nucleus; cytoplasm. Gene Ontology annotation, biological process: protein ubiquitination; modification-dependent protein catabolic process. NCBI's taxonomy places the organism in Eukaryota, Viridiplantae, Streptophyta, Magnoliopsida, Zingiberales, Musaceae. The coding region runs from base 163 to 636 and encodes 157 amino acids. The transcript is spliced from 3 exons.